UGAAUUUCUAUGGCUGAGCAGCCUAGAGAAGAAAGAAAAAAUGUACCAGAAGAAGAAACAUCAUCAAGUGAAAACAUUACAUGUAUGAGUAGAGCUUUUAAUAGUAUGGACGAAGCAAGUACUAGUAUGGGUGGAGAUGGUACUAGUAUGGGUGGAGAUGGUACUAGUAUGGGUGGAGAUGGUACUAGUAUGGGUGGAGAUGGUACUAGUAUGGGUGGAGAUGGUACGGGUGUGCGUAGAGAAGGAACUAAUAUUGGUGGAGAAGAUACUAGUUUGAGGGGAGAAGAAACUAGUAUGGAUGGAGAAGGCACCAGUAUCUGUACUGUAUGUGAAGAGGCCAUUGAUAAACCUAGAGUUCAUUACGGUGGAGUCUGCUGCUACAGCUGUAGAGCAUUUUUCAGACGAGCUACAAAGCGUGGAAUAGAUACUUACUGUAUGCUUGGAGGCAACUGUAAUGUUAAACUUGAAGAGAGAAAACAGUGUAAUGCUUGCAGGUAUAGAAAAUGCCAAAAUGUUGGUAUGAAGACUGGUCUUAUCUUAAGUGAUGAGCAAAAAAAGGUCCGGUUCAAGAUAAAACUUAAAAGAAUAGGUUCUGAUACUUGUGUAGUUCCCAUGUUACAUCAUCACAGAUCCCAUAUUCCAUCCAAGGUGAAAUCAAAUCUAAACUUGAAAUCUGGCAUGGCUGCCUUUUUUACUGAUCUGGCUACUUAUCGGUCUAACAACCCAUCAUCAAGUUCUUAUCUUUCUCUCAAACAAAACUUGAAAUCUACCCCAACAGUUCUUAGUUCAAUACCUACACCAGUGAUUUGCACGACCUCUUCUGCAAAGCAUAACAAAGAGAUAAUGUUACAAAAUAAUACAUUUCAACAUCAAGUCAAUGAGAAUAAUGUGCCCUCACAAGCCUUUCCAUUCAGGGAGGAACUUAACAGUAGUAUGAUUACUGAUGUUACAAUCAAUCGAUCUGAAUCUUUGGGAAAAGAGGACAGAGCUUUAAGGAGAUCUUUACAGGAUAAAGUUAAACACCAUGACAUUUUCUUAAAGCUCCAACCUCGACCUAAAGUAACAAAACUUACAAAUCCAUUUUCUGAUGGGUUUCAUUUUGCCCAAGAAUCAGAGUCAAGAUGGACUGGAAAAUCCAGUAGUGGAAGAAUUUACAAGAAUCCUCCUGUAAAAUGUUCUCCUCGGGCUUACCAGAAAAUAGCAACAGUUAUUAGGUCUCCUAUUGUUAAUUCCUCUAUUCCUUCAUCUACACUCACCUCUAAAGAUUUAUCCAAAAGUUCAAAAGCUUUGGUUGGAAGAAGAUGCCAGAGUUGGAGAGGUGAAUCAAGCUCUGAUGAAGAAAUGACGAAAGCUUACUCAGCAAAAACACAAACGGUAGAUUUGAGACAUACCGUCAAAAUGGCGGAAGCUAUUGAUAAUCAAAGGCUCCCAGAGUCCUCUUACAGUUGCGGCUGUACAGGACUAACCAACUCAGAUUUUUGCAACACUUCUUCUCAGAUUAACAAAUCAACUGAUUGUCAAAAUAUUGACACUUUAUUCAAUCCAGUUGUAAAUACUAAUUUUGCAAGAGAUAUUGACAACCAGCCUUCCAAAGAAUCUAACCUUUCACCAGAGGUUAUUCAUAGUACAGUUAUCAUGAAUCCUUCACAUAUUCCAAAUUCAGCAGCAGAAGCCCUUGGAAAUAAUAAGUCCAAAAAAAACUAUAGAUCAGUUUAUGGGAGGAAAAAAGAGGAAUGUACGGGAGGGUCUUACGAAGAAUUUAUGAAGAUUAACACCUCAUUAGACGACCUCAAGCCAGAGGUAGAGAAUUCUGUCCUGGAUAAAGUUAUUCAAAAAUAUAUGUUGUAUCAUCAUAAGAAGUUUAGAAGGAAUCAAUUCUCAGACAAGAAUGCAAAUUCAGUGAUGGGGAACAAUCCUGUUCAAACUCACCUGAAUCUUGAACUUCAGGGUCCAGGAUCUUUACAAAGAAGUGUUCUUAUGAUGAAAAUUCAAGAUCAAGAUCUGUCUAAAGUUUGCACCUCAGACAGUACUCUGGAAAACAGUGAUUUUCAAGAUCAGCAUGAAGACUCAGAUAUUUUGGAAUUUGUUUUGAGCAUUGGGGUUCCAACCCUACUAGACCUAUAUACUGCAGAGGAAUUCAAAUUCUUAGAAUAUCAAACUCAAUGUUUCUGGAAAAGUUGGUCAAGGUUCAACCUGGGCUCUCAGGUUAUGAGUGUAUAUAAAAAGUGGUGUUGCUCUGAAGGAGAUCUUUCUCCAUGGAUGAUGAUUUUGUUUCAUAAGCAAUUAAGAGAAAGACAUGUGGCUUUCAUGGUUGAAAUUGAUGAUGAGUCUAGAUUAACUGAAAAUGAUUGUAUCACACUUCUCAGAGGAAAUGUGAAGUCAGCUGGAUACCUUUUUACAGCUUGGAAUUACCUACAAAAUGCAGAGGACCAAAUGGUCUAUGCCAUGGGAAAAGAUGAUUACAGCUUUGUGCUAAAUGUUCCGAAGCCACCAUUAAAACGAAUGUUUCAAGAAAUUGGUUUAGAGGAGGGAAAGAGUACUCUCCUAUUUGAGAUUCUGGAAGGAAACACAAACAAACCAUUCCUAACUGAUCGAAAGAUGUAUUUUCUGAUGACAGCGUUGGUUCUGUAUAAUCCUGAAACUCCUGGAUUACAGGAUAAGAAGAUGGUUGAAACUAUUCAAUCUGAAUACUCAUCUUUACUAAGGCGGCAUCUCUCCCAGUUUUCUGAACAGUCUCUUGAGCAGUCCAUGAGGGAUGUGCAUGCAUGUAUUCGUGGAUUACCUAUAAUACAACAAUGUAUGGAAUCUGUUCAGAAGAGGUCGUCUUGAGUGGGGAAUCUGCCCCAACCGGCCAAUUUUAGAAUUGAUAGGCCGUAGAGUAAUAAAGAUACAGACAGAACACUAGAUGUCGUCUUUUCAAGAUAUAUGGGGUUUUGUUCAAAACAACCAAAGGCAGAAGCACAAAGGAGCAUGCUCUUACUCUGCCUAAUAAUUGAACGCGGCAUACGGUUAACUCCUUUGGGUGCUGCCUCAUGGUUAUUGUGAAAAACUCCUAAUUAUUGAAACGACAAAAUCUGGUAUUCUAUCUGUUUUGUUAUUAAUCUAUGUGAUAGGCAACUAUGAUUUUUUCAUAUAGAGCUUUUUGGCACCAAACAAAUUGUGUUAACUUGUGCAUAUUCCAACAUUUUAAAUUUAUAUUCUAUAAAACUUUGUGUUUAUUAACCUAUGUUAAUCAUACAAGAAAAACUGAACGUAAAAGUUAAGCGAAGGCAAAUGUAUGUUCAGCACACAACUUUGUAAUUUGUAAAUUUUAACCCUAUUCCCGCUGGGGGGGGGGGGUCAAUUUGCCCCCCCCCCCUGUAGUUUU
Messenger RNA from Eurytemora carolleeae, 3367 nucleotides. RefSeq lists its product as uncharacterized. Gene Ontology annotation, molecular function: RNA polymerase II cis-regulatory region sequence-specific DNA binding; nuclear receptor activity; zinc ion binding. Bases 10 to 2829 code for a protein of 939 amino acids. Gene Ontology annotation, biological process: negative regulation of transcription by RNA polymerase II; cell differentiation; positive regulation of transcription by RNA polymerase II. Lineage: Eukaryota; Metazoa; Arthropoda; Copepoda; Calanoida; Temoridae. The transcript is spliced from 18 exons. The record is from RefSeq and is a predicted model, not a curated record.